CACAACCUACCUUCAAGUGCCCAAAGUGGUCCCGUAUCGCAAGAACAGAUCAAGGUCACGGUCAAGAUCGUCUUCGCGACCCAAAUCUCCGGAAACCGUGUCACCUCAACCGAUCAAGGCCCGACCAUUGCUACGACCAGUCACACCCCGUCACCUCCACCCUUCCCACCAAAGAUGUCUGCACUUCGAACGCAACCACCACAGAGCGAAAGUCUAACCUACGACUUCAAGUCGACGACAUUAAAUGGCUCCAGCACCCCCAGGACGAAUGGAAACACGACAUACAACCUUGACGUCUCAUCCCCGAGUAUCAAUAUCUCAAACAUAGAUGAUCUGAAUGGCGACUACUACACACUCUCCAAAACGCCUUCUCCACCACCACAGCGACCAUUGCGGCAGAGACUAGUAGGCGCCUGGCGCCUUGAAGCCUACGUCGCCUACCCAACUUCGUCAUGUCGCUUCCAACGCCCGACCUUCCCAAUGACCAAAAACGUCACAGGCCUCAUUAUGUACACGCCCGAUGGCUACAUGAGCGCGCAUAUGCUGAUUCCCGGCCAACUGUCCUUCAAGCGCGGUGAGGGCGAAGAACCGCAAUGGGCAGAAGCGGGCAAGCGAUCCUUUGCGUAUGCAGGUCCAUAUUACAUUACCGAUGAAGGAAUGGGCAGAGAAGAGAUUUUGAGGCACACAUUCCAGGUUUGCAACUUGCCGGGGUGGCUAGGCGACAUCCAAGUCAGGACGUGGAAGUUCGAGGAAGACGAUAAUGUGUUGGUGCUCGGCAGUGAGGAGCCCACAGAGAUCAGAGGCGAGCAAAGAAUCCCUGUUCUGAAAUGGCGAAGAGUGACGGAUAACUCGAAUGGCAGCCCGCCAGCGCCGAUGCCUCACAUCAAAGUCAGCGGACCUGGCGAGCCAUGA
Molecule: messenger RNA, 912 nt
Organism: Aureobasidium musti
Lineage: Eukaryota; Fungi; Ascomycota; Dothideomycetes; Dothideales; Saccotheciaceae
Source: the annotation of a GenBank genome assembly